Plasmodium cynomolgi strain B is the source of this 570-nucleotide messenger RNA. RefSeq lists its product as hypothetical. The transcript has 2 exons. NCBI's taxonomy places the organism in Eukaryota, Apicomplexa, Aconoidasida, Haemosporida, Plasmodiidae. The record is from RefSeq and is a predicted model, not a curated record. The coding region runs from base 1 to 570 and encodes 189 amino acids.
AUGGAAGAAGCAAUUGAUUUAACACAUUCCCAACAAGCAUCUAGAAGUACAAUAUCAGGAAGUGCAAAUGUUGAAAUCAGAAAUACAAUUGUAUCGGAAAAUCAAGGACAAGAAAAAAAUCUACGAACAGAAGUAGAAAAUGUAGUAGAACAAGUGAGUGAAUUAAAAGAACAUGAUGGAAAACAUCUAGGAGUACACCGUCAACAAUUUUUCAAACCUUUUGAUUCAUUUUCCCCUAAUCAAACUUACCAGGAAAUUGAAAGAUCUUUGGGAUCAGGAAGUGGAACUAAUACAAUGCAUCCACCAUCUGAAUCCAAUAAUUCAAGCGGGAAUUUAGAUAAAAUGCAUUAUUAUCUUUCUGACACAUUACAAAAUAUUGAUCCAGUACCCGUAGUUGGUGUAUCUGGCGGUAUGGGUGCAUUAUAUUUACUUCUUAAGUUGGAACCUUCUUUAGUGGAAGAGGACUUAGACAACGAAUCCGUACUGGAUUCGAUCAACAAUACCCAGAUUUCAUUCCAGGUUAUCAAGGAUAUGGAGAUGGAAAUUCUAGAUAUGAUCAAAUUAAUAUAG